CCCGUUAAGUCCUAUAAAUACAAACAAUUAGUCUCUUGGAUCGUGUGCAUAUUUGCCGUUAAGGACUGCUCUUCGUCCUCAUUUUAUUUUCCCUUUGCUCUCUCUGCUGAGACGUGAGAAAAUGGGGCUGUCUUUCACCAAGUUGUUUAGCAGACUGUUUGCUAAGAAGGAAAUGCGUAUUCUGAUGGUGGGUCUUGAUGCUGCUGGUAAGACAACCAUUCUUUACAAGCUCAAGCUCGGUGAGAUUGUCACAACCAUUCCUACUAUUGGAUUCAAUGUGGAGACUGUGGAGUAUAAGAACAUUAGCUUUACUGUUUGGGAUGUCGGGGGUCAGGACAAGAUCCGCCCCUUGUGGAGACAUUACUUCCAGAACACACAAGGACUUAUCUUUGUGGUUGAUAGCAACGACAGGGAUCGUGUGGUUGAAGCCAGGGAUGAGCUACACAGGAUGUUGAAUGAGGAUGAGUUGAGGGAUGCUGUCCUUCUAGUGUUUGCAAACAAGCAAGACCUUCCAAAUGCAAUGAAUGCUGCUGAGAUAACUGAUAAGCUUGGUCUCCACUCUCUUCGUCAGCGCCACUGGUAUAUCCAGAGCACAUGUGCCACUUCUGGUGAAGGGCUGUAUGAGGGAUUGGACUGGCUCUCAAACAACAUUGCAAACAAGGCUUAGAUGGCAUAACUCCCAAGUGCUCGAUUGCAAUGAGUGCUGGAAUACAGAGUCUAUAUUUGUUUUGUAUUCUGGAUGUUCCACCAGCUCAUUUUGUCUUUACCUGUCUUAACAUGUUUGUGGUUGCUUGCUUUUGCAAGCUUUUCCGCUUGUUUUCUGUAGCUUCAGAAUUUUUCAUAAAUCUUCGUUUUGUUCAUGAUGUUAUCUAAAUAGCAUAUUUUGUUUUUCAGAUAAUUUUUUAAGGUAAUGAAUCUUGAGACUUUUUCCUUCUUUUA
Molecule: messenger RNA, 939 nt
Organism: Populus euphratica (Euphrates poplar)
Lineage: Eukaryota; Viridiplantae; Streptophyta; Magnoliopsida; Malpighiales; Salicaceae
Product: ADP-ribosylation factor-like
Exons: 7
Coding region: 122-667 (181 amino acids)
Molecular function (GO): GTPase activity; GTP binding
Source: RefSeq, a predicted model, not a curated record